Molecule: messenger RNA, 1056 nt
Organism: Salvelinus sp. IW2-2015
Lineage: Eukaryota; Metazoa; Chordata; Actinopteri; Salmoniformes; Salmonidae
Source: RefSeq, a predicted model, not a curated record
AUGAUCAGAAUCAACCUUGUUUGGAUGUUAGUCAGUCAAGUGUGCCUGAUUCACUCUGAAGAAGUUCCUCUGCAAAUUCCACUGACCACAGCUCAGCUCGGCGAGUCUGUAUCUCUUCCAUGUUUCUUCUCAGAGACAAUUGAUUAUUUCCAGUGGCUGUACUGGUACAAGCAAACUGCUGGUCAAAUGCCCCAAGUUGUGGCAACUCUAGAAAAGAGAAAAUCAGCUAAUUUUGUUCUUAAUGGAGAGUUUAAUGACCUACGUUUCACAAUGGAGAAAGUAAAAGUUGGAUAUCUUCUCAUCAUCAACAAUAUCAGCAGAUCAGAUGAGGCAGCAUACUUCUGUGGAAUAGGAACAGUGUAUGAGAUGAAGUUUAGAAAUGGAACAUUUUUGGCUGUAAAAGGUAACUUUAUUUCAACUGUAGAGCAACAGCCAGUGUCUGACCCAGUCCAACCAGAAGACUCUGUGACUCUACAGUGUACAGUACUCUCUAAGACCUGUACAGGAGAACACAGUGUGUACUGGUUCAGAGCCGGAUCAGGAGAAUCCUAUCCAGGAGUUAUUUACACCCCUGGGAACAGGAGUGAUGAGUGUAAGAAGAGCCCUGAGACUCCCUCUCCUACACAGAGCUGUGUCUACAGCCUCUCCAAGAACAACCUCAGUCUCUCUGAUGCUGGGACUUACUACUGUGCUGUGGCCACAUGUGGGGAGAUUCUGUUUGGCAAUGGAAUAAACCUAAAUAUUGGAAGAUCACUGGAACAUGUAGUCAUUGGACUGGGAGUGACAUCGAUUUUCUGUGUGAUUGUAAUCAUUAUCCUCAUCUUCACCAGAAAUACAAAGCCAAUUUGUGAACAUUAUCAAGUGGGUGUUGCACAGCAUAUUGGACAUGACAACUCAAGCACCGAAUGUGAUCAGGUGCCAAACACAGAUACGUUGAAUUAUGCUGCAUUGCAUUUCUCUGAGAAGAAAACUAAAAGAGGAAGAAAGAAGAGAGAGACACCACAGGAGAGUGUGUACUCUGAUGUCAGAUACUCAGACUGGGAGCGAACUUUAUGA